AUGCCCAUCACUCAAAGUCAAGGAUCAAGUCGUGGAGCGUUCUCACAGGCCACGACCAGAACACCCGAGGGUACUCCUCAACAGGCGCUCAACCAUACUGCACGACAGAUAAAUGGGCAACAUGAUCAGGAGAUCAUGGCUAGAGAACGCCAUAUGAUGUUUCUGCAAAACUCACUGCAUGCCUACCCUGGCUGGCGUGCCUCAGUCCAAGCUCCCCCACCCGAAAGCAACGACCAUUUCACAGAAAGUCUGAGUCCGUUUGGGGAUAAUGGGAGUUUCUUCCACCCAGGAAUGUAUUUCGAGGCGAGGGGACCCGGUCGCGAUGAUCAGUUUAUGGGCGCGGUGGGACAUGCCCCCCAUCACCAAGUUUCGCAGCAUUUGUCAACACCAGAGUCGUUUCCAAGGCAAGUUGAGAUCCAAUAUUUCGAGCAAGCCGGCAGGCUAACUUUGUAUGGCCUUUAG
Messenger RNA from Penicillium waksmanii, 462 nucleotides. RefSeq lists its product as uncharacterized. Lineage: Eukaryota; Fungi; Ascomycota; Eurotiomycetes; Eurotiales; Aspergillaceae. The record is from RefSeq and is a predicted model, not a curated record. The transcript has a single exon. Bases 1 to 462 code for a protein of 153 amino acids.